This is a messenger RNA of Didymodactylos carnosus, 3321 nucleotides long. NCBI's taxonomy places the organism in Eukaryota, Metazoa, Rotifera, Eurotatoria, Philodinida, Philodinidae. The record is from the annotation of a GenBank genome assembly.
AUGAGAAUAUUAACGGCUCGUGAAAAAAAAUUUCGGCAAAAAUUUAAUAGUGAACAAGAAGUUGAAGCAUGGGGAAAACGCUUAAAAGAUGUUGAAAAAAAAUUGAGAACAUUAGAAAAACGGGAUCAACAUCAUCAACGAUCGAAAUCUACGCCACACGUUGUAAAACAAGCAAAAGAUGAAUCAAGUAGUAUUAGUGAAGAAAUACCAUCGAAAAAAUCAAUUUCAACUGAUUCUCAUUCAUCAUUAAAUCGUACAGUUGUUCGAAAACAACCAUUUCAAGUAGUUGAUAGUAAUCAUGAUCACAGUGAGAUUAAAACAGACACAAAUAUCUCCCGUCAUAAAUCAAAUGACUAUGAUGAAAAUUUUGAUACGAGUAUUCAAACAACAACCGCUAGUGCUGUUAUACCGCAACGUAAAAAAGAACCUAUUGAAAUUCGUAAACCCACAACUGUUAAGCAAGUAUCGGAAAGUGAAGCAGAAUCAUUUUCUGUUAUUCAAUCAGAUAUGACAUCGGAUGUGAGUGAUGUUGAAUAUCGUAUUAAACAAUUACGAGAACAAUUGAAACGAAAAAAAUAUGAAUUAGAUAAGUUAAAAAAAGAUCAACGACGAAAGAACAAAGAAGUAUUAAGAAAACAAGAAGAUGAACUUAAAAAGCAAAUACAUUCGUGUGAUACUGAAAUUCAGAAUCUUCGUCAACAUGUUGAUUCGAUGCCACCAAUUUAUCCUGUUGUAUUAACGCCAACAACAGAAACAGAAAAAUCUUUAUCAUCAAGUAUUCACUCAAUAGUACAUGGAAAAUUGAAAUCAGUUGAAUUAAAAACAGUGACAGAUAAAAAAUCUCAAUCAUCCUCCUCUUCUUCAUCAACAACACCAACACGACCGCUAUCGAAAAGUCCAGAGAGACCUAUACAACAAACACAACCAAGAAUCAUUGCCAAUGGAGAUGCAAGAAAAAUGCGAAUAUUAACACCCGAACAAAGUAUUGUUGAAGAAAUACAACAAUCAAUAAGCGAUGAUAAAAGUCAACAAGAUAAAUCACAAUCUAAAACUAGAGAUAAUGAUUAUUUAAUAUUUCAACAAAAACCAAUAUUACAUGAAAAGAAAAAUGAUGAUCAUUUAGUCGAUGAUAAAGACUUUUUUGAUGAUGAUGAUAGUAUUAGUGAUAAACAACAAGAUAAACAUGUGACACAAAUACAAGAGAAAAAAGUUGAACAACAAAAAUCGAUCGAUUUAUUUUCUCCAAGAGAUGAUCGUACAAAUCAUGAUGCACAUUCGAUAUCAACAGCGGAACGUUCUAAUAAUAGUCAAGUAGAUACGGACCAUAAAACAGAAAGUAAUAAACUAAUUAAAUUUAAUAUUUUGGAAGAUGAAAAACAAAAAUCUCGUUCACCUUCUCCAACGUCUUUAAAAGUAAAACCGAUUGAUAAUAUUUUGAAAAAAGAUGUAUUUAAAGAUGAUCCAUGGAAAUCCUCAUCUUCUUCUUCGUCCUCUUCAACAAACCCACCAUCUCGUAAAAAAGAGCCCGAAGAUAUUAAGAUCAAUCAAGAAAAAAGUAUUGUACCGCCACCAGAAAAAGAAAAGUCAAUAAGUCAAAUUAAGCCUACAACCCUUCCUCCAUUAGGAAGGAUAAAUUCAGCUGAUUUAUCUACGAGCGAUCGUACAUCGGUUGAUUAUGAUGAAGAUUUUUCAGAUGCAAGUCGUUCUGCUGCUGUUCCAGAUAAAGUACGACAAAAAUCUUCAUCAUCAUCUUCAACAUUACCCAUACCAUCCAAAAAACUCAUUGAACAGCCGAUGAAAGAGGAUGAUGCAGAUAAUAUUGGUAUUGAAUCAAUACAAGAAGAUUUACAAUUUUCUAAAAGUCAACAAUCAUCAUCAAAAACAUCAAAAUCAAGUGGUGAACAAUCAGAAAUAUUGGUGUUAGUGAAGAAAUCAGCCAAUAAUACGCCACGUUUAGAUCCAAAUGCAUCGUUGACCGAUCAUCUUCUAUUAAAACAGCAUGAAUUAGUAUCAGAAAAUAAAUUAUUGAAAUCUGAUGAAAAACCAGUAGUUAUUGAUGAGGAUGAACGUAAGAAGAGCCCAACCGAUGAAAGUGAUGAUACAAUGUAUGAUGUUAGUGAAAAACCAGAUGAAGAUGGAGAACAAGAGCAAGAAGAUGAACAGUUGGAUAUUAACGAAAACAUUGAUGACUUUUUUUUAAAUCAACAAAUCAGAACGACACCCACACCAGAAGACGAUCAGGAGCAAAAUCAAAAACAGGGGAAGAAAAUAUCGAAUGAGCAGAAAAUUGAUCACGUUACCGAUCAAUUUAUUCGAACAUUUAUUAAUGAAGCAAUCAAAGAAAGUAGCGUUAUUAAACAAAAAAAACUGUCGAAAAAUAUAUCAUCAGUAAAUGUUACAACUUCGUCAGUGAUAACACAUCUGACCAAAGAAGCAAGUGAAUGGGUAUCGGAUGACGAGACAAGUGAUGAUGAUGAGAACAUCGAUAAAAAACAGCAGACAAAACAUGAAAAUGAUGAAGACCUUGAUGCAUUUAUACGCACGCUCUCAAGCCAAGCUAAUUUUAUCGAUGAAAUUAAUAUCAAUGGAGCAAACGGUGUCGAACAGGAUGACUUAAAACUCGACUUAAGUCGGUUAGAUGAAAAGGGUGCUGAUGAACCAAGAAUUGAGAGUCCACGAAAGCCAGCUGUUGAAGAGCAAAUUAAACCAGUUGUUCCUCAUACAUUGGAAGAUGUUAAUGACAUUUGUAAACGUGCAAUGACCAUUUUAUUCCAACAGAAUAGAGAUUUUUCGGAUCCAUCAAAAAUCAAUAAAACAAUACCAGAUGAUUAUUUUCAAAUAUCGGAACAAGUCGAUGAAAUUGAAAGACGUAGUCAACAUGCUUAUCAAUCAAUGAUUUAUGACUUAUGUAUUGAAAUAUUGACCGAAAUGUAUAUGCCAAAUGUUCGGCAAGCCCAAUAUCCAUGGCAGAAAGCACAACUCAUUCCAAAACGUUACUAUCGUCAAUUAAAUCCACCAAGGAAUAUGAACGACGCACAAAAAUUCGUUAAUGAAAAAAUUCUGGAAAUGCUCGGUUUAAUACCACGUAAAGUUCAAUAUUCAAAAUGGCGUAAUCCAAAACGUCGUGAUCAAUUUGAAACUGUUUUGUAUGAUGAAUUAAGACGACAAGAACCAAAUUGGAUUAAUUAUGAUCAAGAGUGUGUUGAAAUUAAAUUGAAAAUUGCUGAUAUGAUAUUUGAGCAAAUAUUACAAGAAACAUUAAAUGGAUGUAUUGACGUUAUUAAACGUCAUUCAUCUAUUAGUGGUGCUACUGCACAUUAA